UCUCGCAUGCCGGUUAUGUGAUGUUUAGUUAAUACACGUUCAGUCGUCGAGUGACGGUUCGAUCAGUUUGUAUAUGUUACAGAAUAAUAAUAACCGCUAUGUCACCGAAAAACACGGUUUUAAACUUGCAGUACAAUGAAAUGUGGAACGACUGGGACGGUUUGGCUGAGGAUCAGAAACCGAUGCAAUACGUGCACGGUCGACUGGUGUUGUCUUGGAAAAGACUAAAUGUGUCGGUGAAACGAGUCACGCAAAACUUUUUUAAGCCCUCGAAGACAUCCUACCAACAGAUAUUGAACAACGUCAGUGGAAACGUACAAUGUGGAAACCUUCUAGGAAUAAUGGGACCUAGUGGUUCAGGAAAAACAACAUUACUGGCUACCAUAAGUCACCGAACCAAAGGGAAUUUCGAAGGUGAAUUGUUACUUAAUGGACAACCCGUAACCGAAGAAAUGAUGAUCAAAAUGUCCGGAUUCGUACCACAACACGACAUUAGCUUCGAACAGUUAACAGCUUUAGAACACUUGGUUCUGAUGGCCAAUUUGAAAAUGGAUCGGAAUACGACUAAAGCAGCUGUAAACGAACAUGUGAAUUAUAUAGUCUCUACGUUAGGUAUGAGUAAACUGUUGCACACAAGAAUAUCAGUACUGUCCGGCGGAGAAAGGAAGAAAGUUGCACUUGCCGUUCAAUUACUAAACGACCCACCAAUACUGUUCUGUGAUGAAAUAACAACUGGUCUGGACAGUUACUCGGCUGCUCACAUAGUAAAUACUUUGAGAUGUGUCGCACGUAUGGGUAAAAUCGUGAUAUGCACGAUUCAUCAACCGGCGUCUGGUGUUUUCGGAAAAUUCGAUGACGUAUUAUUGUUAUCAAGCGGAAAAGUGGUGUAUCAGGGUCCCGUUUCUAUGGUCCAUCAGUUAUUUCAUAAGUUUAGUUAUGAUUGCCCGAAUAUGUUCAACGAAGCUGAUUUUAUAAUAUCUAUUCUGAAUUCCGAAAAUGAAAAGGUGAAAGAUAACGUAAACGAAAUGUGUAAGUUAUCCUCAUCUGACUUACAAACAGAUCUCAACUACGAAAUUUUUAAUAAUCAAAAAAAAUUGGAUUAUUUGCAGUAUUCACAAACAAAAAAGCCAACAUGGAAUACUCAGUUUAGAUUGAUUUUGGGCAGAUCUAGUAAAUGUUUCGUAAGAAGUUACCAAAAUAAACUACUGGAAUUGGCAUCUACAUUGUGUUUAAGUUUUCUAAUGUCAGCUCCGUUUGGAAACUUGCGAUUCGAUACAAAAGCAGUACAAAACUGGGAAGGUUUUUGGUUAAACUUUGUUAUUACCACCGUGUUCACUUUCACUUAUUCUGCCGUUACAAAAUUCCAAGAAAGAUUUUCAGUGGUUCACAGAGAAAUUCAUAAUGAAGUAUACUCGUUGAGUGUAUAUUAUGUUUCCGAAUUAAUAAUUGCGGUUGUUUGGAUAAUGAUACGGCUCUCAUUUCUUCUUAUACCUGCAUUUUACCUUGUUGGUGUUCAUUGGAGUGUUAUGCAGUUUGUAGUAUUUUUCAUAUUAGCCUUCGCAGCAUUUUCAUACGGUAGUAUGGUAUCGGCAUGUUUCAGCAAAUUAGAAAUUGGUUUAAUAUUUUCUGCAAUAUAUGAUUUUGUAGCAUUAUCUCUUAGUGGUGCUUAUCUGUCAGUCAUGACUUUACCAAAAUUUUUAUACAUCAUAAGAUACUUUUCGUUAUUCUACCUUGGUUGCGAAACAAUAUCUACUUUAUUUUGGUCCAAAAUAAAAUUUCUACCUUGUACUGAUGUUUCUAAUUGUCUAGACAGCGGGGAAGCCGUUUUAAACAAAUAUGGUUAUGCAAGUGAUGAUUUUUAUUUGGAUCUGAUAAUAUUAAUAUUGUUCAUUGUAGUAGGAAAUGUUUUGGGUUUUUUUGGAGUAUUAAAUAAGUUGAAAGAACAACCAGCUUAUUAAAAUACUUGAAGUUGCCUCUGGUAAAACUAUAUUCAAAUUUUAUUAUUGUCUAAGGUAUUGCAAUAAUUGAACGUCGACAGUUGAACUGGAUAGCUGUAUGAUGAAUUUAGCAGUAUUGGAUGGUCGUUAGUAAGAUAAUAAUAUUAAAGAGUACAUAACUUAUAGGACUUAAAAACAAUAGAAUGAACUAAAAUAUGUACUAAAAACCAAAAUGAGUUCACCUAACACUUUAGUCAUUCUUGUACCUGAUGAUGAAGAAUGACCAUCUUAUUUUGAUUUCCGACAAAUACUGCCACUUAUUCCAAGUUCGACUGCUGUUAACGAUAUAAACACUCUCCUCAAAUCAUCAAAUCUGUGGCGCUAUGUGAAGUAACUUCAGCUGUCAGUAAACAUGGGAGUUACAUCGCUGAAUGAUCCAUCAUCUCAAGAUUUUUCCAAGCAAUUGCUGACUAUUAAUAAUAGCCGUGUUCCUGUCGACGAAGCGAGAAGAUGGAUUUCCUCCGAAUUUUAUGCAAUUUUGUCUCAUCGAAAGGCGAGCUCAUCAACAAAUUAUCCCGAACAUCAUUGUUAACUACAAAAAUAACGAAACGAAUGGUUGAGUGAACGAGAAAUUGUAUAGGUCAGCUAGUGUUAGCUUUUAUAUAUUUUGAAUAAUAUCUAUAAUUAAGGUUUUUAUUAUUUUCUACCA
Molecule: messenger RNA, 2646 nt
Organism: Sipha flava (yellow sugarcane aphid)
Lineage: Eukaryota; Metazoa; Arthropoda; Insecta; Hemiptera; Aphididae
Product: protein scarlet-like
Exons: 15
Coding region: 99-1958 (619 amino acids)
Cellular component (GO): plasma membrane
Molecular function (GO): ABC-type transporter activity; ATP hydrolysis activity; ATP binding
Source: RefSeq, a predicted model, not a curated record